AUGGACUCCCCAAUAGACUCCGUCUUUGAAGACGAUGGGGAUAGUUCUGAUUUCGUCCCAGAGGCGCCGAAAUCCAAAGCCAAGGUUCCCAAGAAAGCUGCUACCUCUACUAAACCGAAAGCACCUGCUAAAAAGACGACCAAAACCGCCGCUACACCGAAAGCCGCUGCCACCAAAUCCACCGCCUCCAAGAAGAAGGCGAAAGUAGACACAGAAAAUGAGAUAUCAGAUGGUGAUGAUGACGGAGAUCUCGAUGUCGCAUCCCUACUUUCAGCUACACCUCCAAAUGCUGCUGCGAAGGCGAAAAAAUCUGCGGGCUCCAAGAAGCCGCCUAACAAACCCCUAGAAAAUGUUGAAAAUGAAUCGUUUGGAAUGGAUGGCGCUACGGUACCCAAGGAGAACAGUGAGAAGUACCAGAAAAAAGAAAAAGUCUACAUCCCUGAACUGGUUUUCGGUCACCUUCUUAGCUCGUCCAACUACGAUGACAACCAACAAAAGGUGACUGGUGGACGAAAUGGUUAUGGUGCCAAGCUCUGUAAUAUCUUCAGCACACAAUUUACACUCGAAACAGCGGACUCUAAAUUAAAAAAGAAAUAUAAGCAAACAUGGACUGACAACAUGUCCAAGAUGGGAAAGCCAAAAAUAACGGAUUGCAAAGGCGAUGACUACACCAAGGUUACUUUCAUCCCAGACUUCAAGAAGUUCGGAAUGGACGGGAUCGAUGACGACUUCGAGGCGUUGGUUAAGCGUCGAGUUUAUGACUUGGCAGGAACUUGCAAGGUCAACGUGAAAUUGAAUGGAUCGCGUAUUCCUAUCCGCAAUUUCAAACAGUAUAUGCAAAUGUAUACUAACGCCAUAAAAAAAGAACGUGGCGAGGAGGCCGCCAAAGACAAAUCUGAGAUCAUCACUGACAACCCAGACCCGCGAUGGGAAAUCGGGUUCGCUGUGUCCGACGGCUCAUUCCAGCAGGUGUCUUUUGUUAACUCUAUUGCGACAACAUCGGGUGGAUCCCAUGUCAAUUCAGUUGCUGACCAGAUUUGCAACAAACUUGUGGAUGCGGUAAAAAAGAAGAACAAGACAGGCGCCACCCUCAAACCGGCCCAAAUUCGGAAUCACAUAUUUGUAUUCGUAAACGCACAGAUUGUCAAUCCCGCGUUUACAUCCCAAACAAAGGAGCAAUUGACAACAAAACCGAGCCAGUUUGGAAGCAAGUGUGUGUUGUCAGAUGAAUUCCUCAAGAAGAUCCUGAAAACCCAAGUGAUGGAAAAUAUCUUGCAUUUCGCUGAGAAGAAAGCGGAUCAAAUCUUGAAGAAGACGGACGGUAAUCGACGAUCACGUAUGAACAACCCAAAACUAACUGAUGCUAACAAGGCUGGAACGAAAGAGGGACACCACUGCACUCUCAUCUUGACUGAAGGAGAUUCUGCAAAGGGAUUGGCUAUGGCUGGUCGAGCUAUUGUCGGCCCUGAUCUUUUCGGUGUAUUCCCUCUCCGCGGAAAGUUGCUCAAUGUUCGGGACGCCUCGGUUGAUCAGAUAUCUAAAAAUGCGGAAAUCCAGAACAUCAAAAAUUUCCUUGGCCUACAGCACAAGAAAGAGUAUACGGAUACCAAGGGCCUCCGCUACGGACAUCUCAUGAUCAUGACGGAUCAGGAUCACGAUGGAAGCCAUAUCAAGGGCCUAUUGAUCAAUUUCUUCCAAGUUGCAUUCCCAAGUUUACUUAAAAUACCGCAGUUCUUGAUUGAAUUUAUCACACCAAUCGUCAAAGUGUGGAAGGGUGAUCCGAAAAAUCCAACCAUAUCUAAAGUCUUUUUCACUAUGCAAGAGUAUAAGACAUGGCAAGAGAUUCACGGUCACGAUAAACGGUGGGAAAAGAAAUAUUACAAGGGUUUAGGUACCAGUUCUACAGACGAUGCCGAAAUCUAUUUCCGCGACUUGGAUAAACAUCUGAAGCAAUUCCAUGUCAUGCAGGAUCAUGAGGCGGAGCUCAUAGACCUCGCAUUUUCCAAGAAAAAAGCCGACGAGCGAAAAGAGUGGCUCCGUCAGUUUAAACCUGGCACCUUCCUAGACCAUACGACUGACGAGAUCACUUAUACUGAUUUCAUCAACAAGGAACUCAUCCUUUUCAGUAUGGCUGACAACAUACGAUCCAUCCCUUCUGUCGUGGACGGUUUGAAGCCUGGCCAACGCAAAGUUCUCUAUACCUGCUUCAAGCGCAAUGUUAAAAAGGAUGUGAAAGUAGCUGAACUUAGUGGUUACGUUCUUGGCAUGACUGCGUAUCAGCACGGAGAGCAGUCACUGCAGCAAACCAUUAUCGGCCUUGCUCAGAACUUUGUGGGAUCCAACAAUAUCAACUGCCUGGAGCCUAGUGGAAACUUCGGUUCCCGUUUACAAGGUGGAUCUGAUGCUGCUAGCCCCCGUUAUAUCUACACCCGACUUUCGCCAUUCGCGAGACGGAUAUUCCACGAGGCCGAUGAACCUCUGUUGACAUACAACGUCGACGAUGGCCAGGUCAUCGAACCUGAGAUUUACUUCCCCGUUGUGCCUAUGAUUUUAAUCAACGGCGCUGAGGGAAUUGGAACAGGUUGGAGCACUUCCAUUCCGAACUACAAUCCUGAGGAAAUAGUUGCGAAUCUAAAACGUCUCAUGGCUGGUGAACCGCUUGUCCCAAUGGAACCUUGGUUUCGAGGUUUUACCGGUGAAGUCGUCUCGAUGGGUGGCGAACGAUACAAAUUUAGUGGGAGAAUUUCGCAAAUUGGAGACAAUGAAGUUGAAAUUACCGAGCUACCCAUUCGUUCCUGGACGCAGGACUUCAAAGACCGGCUCGAGGAAAUUAUCAAGGCGGAGAAAGUUCCAUCGUUCAUCAAAGACUACAAGGACUACAAUACCCACACCAAAGUCCACUUUAUAAUUCAGUUGGACGAGAAGUACGCGAAAAAAGCAAUCGCUGAAGGUCUAGAAGAGAAGUUCAAACUAACGAAGACCAUCGCCACCUCGAAUCUUGUUGCAUUUGAUUCUGAGGGUCGAAUUACCAAGUACGAAUCGGUUGAAGAAAUACUUCGAGAAUUCUUUUCUGUUAGACUUAAACUGUAUGAGAAGCGGAAGCAGCAUCAACUUUCCCAAAUGCAGAAAGAUUUAGAGAAAAUGACCAACCAGGCUCGGUUUGUUCAAAUGAUUAUCGAUGGGAAGUUUGUCAUUUCGAAAAAGCCCAAGGCACAGCUGGUACGGGAGUUGAAGGAGAAAGGGUUCAAACCUUUUGCUAAGGUUUCGGACGCCGCCGCAAAAGGCGAAAACGCACCCGUUGUGGAGGAGGAUGAGGACGAUGAUGGUGAGGAUACGCAGAUUGCAGCUAAUUCUUAUGACUACUUGCUUGGGAUGCCAUUGUGGUCUUUGACCAAGGAAAGAGUGGAAAAGCUACGUCGUCAAAUUGGGGAUAAGGAAACCGAGAUUGAUACCCUUAUCAAGCUAUCCAAGGAAGAUAUAUGGACUGCUGAUCUUGACGAUUUCCUCGCGGAGUGGAAAUUCCAGCUCGAAGAUGAAGAACGUCGGCAAACAAAGCGGACGAAAAGUGCCCGUCGCGUUUCUACGAAGCUCAAGACUGCCGCUACCAAGGGCGGUAAGAAGCGCAAGGCCGCCGAUGACGACGAUAGCGAUUUCGGCCUGCCCAAACCGAAAAAAUCUGGCAAAUCAACAACCAUAAAUCGCGUGAAGCCGCAGGCGGGUCUUCUUGACUAUCUUAACAGUGUGCCUUCGAAGCCUAAACCGAACAGUAACAAAAGUGUUGGUGGUGCGGAUGGCGCGAGUGAUUUGGACGAUGAGGAUGAUUUCGAACCAGAAAUUCUCCCAACUAGGAAGCCAAGAGCUGCUUCUUCUAAGCCGGCAAAGCCUAUAGAACUUGACGGAUUGAGCGAUUUUGACGAGUUUGAGCCGGCAAUCAAAGAAAUUUCCCAAACGGCUUCACCGAAUCUCGCUCAGCCGAUGGAUAUGGAUACGGGUGUGACUAUUGAUGGACAGAGCGAGUCCGAUGCUAUUCAACCUGUAGCUGGCCCUCCGAAGAAGGCAAAAACACAAGUCUCAAAGUCCGGCAAACCCGGGAAGCCAGGGAAGCCAGGGAAGCCAGCUGCCACGCAUGGAAGUGAUUUUGAAGAAUCUAAGCCUACAACUUUCUCGGAAAAGAAAAAUACAAAGGCGGCCCCUCCGCCUAAGAAGAUUCCGUUGAAUGAUGAUGCUUCAGAUAUAGAAAUCACGUCGAGAAGGCCAGCCCGUCAAGCGAAAGUGAAUCGGAAACCGAUCACGUUCGACAAUUCAAGCGGAUCUGACAGCGACGAUGGUGAAGACUUGCUUGGAGACGUCAGCCAGAUGGUGAAAGGUAUUGGCCAUACUGCGGACCUAUCAUCCGAGUCUCGAGCUCUUUUUUCCGAACUCUCACGUCCAGGUACUAGUUCCGGGGUUAAACCAACGACAACGCCAUCGUCAAAACACCCCAAAGCCACCAGUACUGACCUCUUCGAUCCUGAUGAAACGGACUACUCGAAACUGAUUCCUCAGAAUUCUCCAAGGAGGUCGCUUCUGGUGAAGCCUAAAGACACUAAAUUCUCCAGUGAUGAAGGACAGGGCCAAGAGAGCGAUUCGGAUGCGGUUUCCACUUCAAAGUCUGCAACACCUUCCAGAGCAAAACCCAGCGCUACGUCUCAGAAACCCGCUCCGAAAGCAACUAAGACAGCUGCUACCGCUAAAAAAGCUGUUACCAAACCCAAAGCUGCUGCUGCCGCCCCAGCAAGGAAAGGUGUUCUUUCGCCCGCUGCGAAAGCUUAUGCUGCGAAGAAAGCUAAGUCGCAGAAAUUAACUGAUGCGCUGUCUGAUGGCGAUGACGACGAUGACAUCGACGCCAUGGCCAAUGACAUCCUCGACUCACCCGUGCCAGCUGCAAAGGGAAAGGGAAAGGGAAAGGGAAAGGAGAGACAUGAUGAUUUUGAUGUGGAUGAUUCGGAAGACGAGGUGGUUGCUCCAGUACCAGCACGUGUGGCCGGGGGUCGUCCAACGCGUCGGGCAGCAGCAGUGGCGAAGAAGCCUACAUAUACGAUUGAUGAUGAUAGCGAUGAAGAGGAUGAUUUUGAUGUUGGUUCGAGUGAGGAGUUUUCUGAUAUUGAUUAG
This is a messenger RNA of Histoplasma capsulatum G186AR, 5151 nucleotides long. Its product is annotated as DNA topoisomerase II. Bases 1 to 5151 code for a protein of 1716 amino acids. Lineage: Eukaryota; Fungi; Ascomycota; Eurotiomycetes; Onygenales; Ajellomycetaceae. Gene Ontology annotation, biological process: DNA topological change; resolution of meiotic recombination intermediates; sister chromatid segregation. The transcript has 3 exons. The record is from RefSeq and is a predicted model, not a curated record. Gene Ontology annotation, molecular function: ATP binding; DNA topoisomerase type II (double strand cut, ATP-hydrolyzing) activity; DNA binding. Gene Ontology annotation, cellular component: nucleus.